Alligator sinensis (Chinese alligator) is the source of this 6666-nucleotide messenger RNA. RefSeq names its product death associated protein kinase 3 (gene DAPK3). Gene Ontology annotation, cellular component: nucleus; cytoplasm. The record is from RefSeq and is a predicted model, not a curated record. Gene Ontology annotation, molecular function: ATP binding; protein serine/threonine kinase activity. NCBI's taxonomy places the organism in Eukaryota, Metazoa, Chordata, Crocodylia, Alligatoridae. The transcript has 8 exons. The coding region runs from base 51 to 1421 and encodes 456 amino acids. Gene Ontology annotation, biological process: intracellular signal transduction; protein phosphorylation; positive regulation of apoptotic process.
UGCGGAGCGGAAGUGGAGCUUCCGGCGCCCCGGCCCGGCGCAGCCCGGCCAUGUCCACCUUCCGGCAGGAGGACGUGGAGCAGCACUAUGACAUGGGCGAGGAGCUGGGCAGCGGCCAGUUUGCCAUCGUGCGCAAGUGCUGGGAGAAGAAAACGAAUCUGGAGUACGCAGCCAAGUUCAUCAAGAAGCGGCGCCUAUCGUCCAGCCGGCGGGGCGUGAGCCGGGAGGAGAUCGAGCGGGAGGUGGACAUCCUGCGGGAGAUCCAGCACCCCAACAUCAUCACGCUGCAUGACAUCUUUGAGAACAAGACAGAUGUGGUGCUGAUCCUGGAGCUGGUCUCGGGUGGCGAGCUCUUCGACUUCCUGGCCGAGAAGGAGUCCCUCACCGAGGAGGAGGCCACACAGUUCCUCAAGCAGAUCCUGGAUGGGGUCCACUACCUGCACUCCAAGCGCAUUGCCCACUUUGACCUCAAGCCUGAGAACAUCAUGCUGCUGGAUAAGAACGUGCCCAACCCCCGCAUCAAGCUGAUUGACUUCGGCAUCGCCCACAAGAUCGAGGCGGGGAACGAAUUCAAGAACAUCUUUGGCACUCCGGAGUUUGUAGCUCCCGAAAUAGUGAACUACGAGCCCCUGGGGCUGGAGGCUGACAUGUGGAGCAUUGGAGUCAUCACCUACAUCCUCCUCAGCGGUGCCUCCCCGUUCCUGGGCGAGACGAAGCAGGAGACCCUGACGAACAUAUCAGCUGUGAACUAUGACUUCGAUGAGGAGUACUUCAGCAACACCAGCGAGCUGGCCAAGGACUUCAUCCGACGCCUCCUCGUCAAAGACCCCAAGAAGAGGAUGACGAUUGCCCAGAGCCUGGAGCAUCCUUGGAUUAAGGUGAUCAAGAGGAGGAAUGUCCGCAACGAGGACAAUGGCAAGAAGCCAGAGAGGCGCCGUCUCAAGACCACGCGGCUCAAGGAGUACACCAUCAAGUCUCACUCCAGCAUGCCCCCUAACAACACCUACAUCAAUUUUGAGCGCUUCUCCAAGGUCAUGGAGGAGGUGGCUGCGGCCGAGGAGAGCCUGCGCGAGCUGGAGAAGACCAAGAAAUCCUUCCGGGAAGACGUCGAGGCCCUGCUCUCUAUCUACAACGAGAAGGAGUCGUGGUACAAGGAGGAGAAUGAAAGCAUCAGCCAGGACCUGCGUCAGAUCCGCCAGGAGCUGCAGAAGACAGAGGCCCUGAAAAAGCAAGCCCAGGAGGAGACCAGGAGCAUGCUGCAGGCAGCCAAUGGGCUCAAGAGGCGCUACCGGAAGCUGGAGAACCGUUACGAAGCGCUGGCCAAGCAGGUGGCCUCGGAGAUGAAGUUUGUGCAGGAGCUGGUGUGGUCCCUCGAGCAGGAGAAGCUGCAGGGCGGGGAGGGAGACUGCAGCAUCCGCUAGCCUUCUUCUGCACUGGUGGAGCGGGUGGGGGGAAAGGGGGCUUGGUGGGGAGAGUUCCUUUGGCACAGCUUGUAUGGGGAGAGAUGGCCCAUUGACCCAGCUGGGCUUUGUCUACGGAGCAGGAGCCCAGUGUGCUCCAUCAUAACGGCAUCACCUGGGAACAGCCUGAGACAACGUUCCUAUCAUGCAAUGCUCUUCAUCCAAGCUGUCACCUUCUGGGUCCACUGUAUGCUGGGGUACUUGGUAUUCCCCCCACAUUGCCUCUACACUCUGUUCGUGUAGAAGGCGGUACUGUACAAUCUGAUGGUUCUCUCUGAGUCAGUCUGGUCGGUCCCUGUCCGAGGCGGUUAGAGCAACAGCCGCUUCCAAGGUCUGGCUGACUGGCGUGCUCCCUGCUCCGGGAGCUGGGUCGUUCCUAACUCUAAAGUGAAGAGCCUUUGGCAAGGCGCUUCCUUGAUGCUUUUCUUUGGUGGCCACCUGCAGCUCAGCUGCGACUCCUCUUUUGACUCCCUGCAGCCAUUGCCAGGUCUGUCCUGACCUGGGUACUGCAACUUUUCAGGCUUCAAGGGCAUCUUGGUAGCAGAAGCAGGCAUUGAGACACUUCAUCAUAGGACCCUCUCUGCAGAGGGACCAUGAGAUUGUCCUUGAAAAGCUGUCAGGUUCUGAGGCCCAGCUGAAAGCCCCCAUGGGGCACGCUCUCUGGUGUUGCAGGGACCGUCUUUCUCCUUCAGACAUGCCAGGAGCCUCCUCCUCAAAAAGCCUGGCUCUUGAGUUGUUGACAAAGGCAGUUUGUCUUCACUAAGCUCUUCGGCCGAGCCGUGGGCCCGUUACCAGCCAGUGCUCUCACCAGCACUGUCUUGCCAACUUUCUUCCUGCUGUGGGGCUGUCGGUCACUAGCCCAGCUGCUGCUCUUCCCUCCCAGUUACUUCAUUUAUCUUUUGCUUUGCUCUGAGUCCAGUCUCUGAGCCAGAUUGCUCUUGGGAAUCUCUUUGCUUUUGAGGCUUUCUCUGCUGUGAAGAGCAGGUGACGGGUGCUCCUGGUAAGGACUCAGUGUGUUUUUGACACUGGGGAUUUGCUUGACUAGCACUUCCUGCUUCCCAGGUUUGACUGGUUCCUCCCUAAGCCCUAGCUGGAAAAGUGAGUGGGUGAGAUGCCCUGGGCCUGUGCUGGGUUGUGGAAGUUUUCAUAGACAUCAGGGCUGGAAGGGACCUCGGAAGAUCAUCGAGUCCAGCCCCCCGCCCAAAGGGCAGGAAGUCAGCUGGGGUAAAGUUAAGGCCUCUCGGGUCAAAUUCCACCACCUACUUGCCAUGUCAAGAUUUGGUUUUGACCACCUGCUAGCAGACGUACAAAGGCCUUGUUUGAUCCCACCCCCCAGCUGUCUCCUGGCUGGGAUCCCAAAUCCAGGCAGGUGUCCUCUGGAGAUCUCAGUGCUCUCUAGCACUCAUGUUGCUGGCUCUGCAAGGGCUGCUGGGUAGGUGCUGGUCCACGGCCCCUACCCGUGCCUGUCAUCUGGAUCCUCCUUGUAUCUGCUGCUUGCUCUGGGACUGCUCCAUCCUCAUUGCCUCUGUUUCCACUGCUGUUCAUAAUCUUUUCCAUGUUUUCAGUGCUCUCCAGUGAAGGUCUUCAAGAGCAGGUUGGACAGACACUUGGCUGGGAUAGUUUAGUCCAGGACGAUCCUGCCUUGAGCAGGGGGCUGGACUAAAUCACCUUAUGAGGCCUCUUCCAGCCCUAGUGUCCUGUGAUCCAAAGAUGCUUCCCCUCAGUUCUCAGAGUAGCCAGUUCCUUCCCAGCUGGUCUUUGCUGUCAUGUGGCAUCUGCUUUCCCUGCAUUAGCUUCAUGCACCUUGGUCUCAAGCUCUCAUAGCUUGUCAGAGGCUUCUGUAUCCAGCAGGGACCUGGGGCAGGAACUGGAGAGAGACCAGCAAGGAGAGGGAGUCUCUGGCUUAGAGCUGGUUCAUCCCCCCACUGUCUCCAUUGCUUCCCUUUAUGCCUUUUCCAUGUCACCUGCUUGUGACCCUGUGCCCUGCUGCUUGGCACUGCCUGAUGCUCCAAGCAGGAUGUCUUCAGCAAGGCCAAGGUCCCUCUGAGCCUGUCCCUGGGUUCCUCUUCAAACCACAGCUUGACACUCCCCACACUUCCCUUCUCCUCUUUCCUCCGUAUAUCUGACCAGCACCUGAUCUGGUGCACGUGUCCAGGUGGGACCUAUGGUCAUUACCCACUUCUUCUUGGCCCUGUCCUCUUACACGUGCUCCCAGAAACUUCUUGCCAGCCCGCUGCCCCCCCAGCCUUUCCAUCCAAGUGUCGUUCUCUCUGUUUUAUGUCUGCGGGCACCAACUGGCUUUCAUACUCCUGUCCUGCGUAGCUGCCUUUCUCGCCGCAUGCACGAUCUGUUCCUCCGCUAGGAGCUCAAAGCACUUUCAAAGCCCCGUCUCUUCCCCACUGCAUCCAGAUGUCGGGACUCUUCAGGUUUAGAGGUGAGUGCACAGCUGAGGAAGUGGCACAAAUGGCAGAUGAACCCAGGAGUCUGGACUCUCUCCUUAUCCCUGUCCACAUCCCAGCGGUCCUUCCUGCCCUCUGAACCAUGCUUCCCCUUGCUGAGCCCUCCAGCUCCUCUGGGGCCUGGGUUUUCCGGGCAGCUUCAACAUCCAGCCUUGCACUGGAGCAGCACCAGGCUCGCUCUGGUGAUGGAGCUGUCUUGCCACAGAGCAGCUGCUUUUCAGUGCAGUGCAAAUGUAUUAGCCCACCCUUGUAUUUCAGGUCUCUCGGCUUUGACUGUCGGCCCUGCAUGCUCGCCAAACCCAGGUUCCUCCCAACCGAGAUGAGCCAGGGUCUGCUUGAGAAAACCAGCUAGUGUUACAAAGAUCCUGCCCACAGACAGGAAAAGCUCUCUCCCAGCUGAAAAUGAGGGGGGCUUUUAACAUGCUGUGUGCAGCUUGUUAUGUCUCUGCUCGUCUGAAGGCUUCCGGAGCAGGGAGGGGAAGAAUGCGAAAAAUGCUGUGGAUUUCCCUGGCUUUUGUGCAAGGUCUUUGUUAAUGAUCCCUCCAGAGGGGGUUGGAGCUGAGAGGAAUUUGUUGCCAACUUGGCUUUCAAAGGAGCAUGCCUGAGCUCCAAAGCAGUGGGCUAUGUGGCUUGAGAGUCCUCUCCGGCUUCUCUGUAGUGACCCCCGUUGUUUUUUAAAUCCGGUUUUCCCUCUCCUUCGGGGUUGUGCAUGUCUGCGACCAAAGACUCUGACUCAGAAGAGCCCGAUCCUACCAGCUGCCACGUGCACUCGCAUCCAAUGGACUUUUUUGGGAGCAAGAGAGUGCUUGGUCCUGCCUGGGAUCAGGGCCUCAGGUCUACAGGGAAUAUCACUUAACCUCUGCUCAUGUCUUGUUGCCAGGGUCCAGGACCAGCCAGGGUAGAGGACUCCAGCAAUUGGGGUCCAGGCUAGGUUUCCCAGGGGAGCUGGUCGGAGCCUGUGGCAACUGCAUGUAGAAGUCCCUUAUGCUAGUUUAAGAGAAGGUUUAAGGACUUGACCUUCAUGCUGUAGAGCAGGCAGUGUUGCUGUCGGCUCUCCUUGCACAGUGCUUUCCCUGAUGCACUUAUCCCAUUCCACUUGUAUUAACCUUUUCUUCUGUGCCAUCACUGCAAAGGUCAUGGAUCCUCCAGGCCAGCCCCAUGCUUGCUUGUAGACAUGGCAUGGGGCCCUUCACAUACCUCUCAAACACUCAGCUGUAUUGUCUGUGAUGCCACCUUGGAGGCUAAAUGGACUGCUGCGUUUGUGCCAACCGGAGCCUGCGUUUGACAUACUGGAACACCCCACUGCCGGGCUCUGCAGGUGCUUUCUAGAGGACAUCUGGAAGUGGCGAGUAGAUCAGUAGAGAAGUGAGGUCGGGGAAGGACGCGGACUGGCUGGGACCUUGUGCUGUUCCGAGUUGGUACCAAGCAAGCACCUGGGCCCUAGAAAGCGCGUUUUGUCCGGGCUUCUCAUGGUGUCCAUGUGCAAGAUCCAAGUGUCCUUUCUGUCCCCACCUGCUCUGCAUUCAGACGCAGCUGCAGAACUGAAGAAGAAGCGUUGCGGGCACUUCUCAUGCUCCAGAUUUCCUAAUGCCUUUACCCCAAAUGUUUUCUACCUAAUAGGGGUUGGAGAAGGCAGGUGCGGCUGUGGGGAGCGGGGCAUAAGCACCACAUGGGCUGCGGGGGUCUGGUCUCUAGUGGCUUGGGUUGGGUAGGAGCUACAGGUCCUGUUCUGGUUGCAUUGCUUUGCAGCCCCCCCACACCAAGCAGGAAUCAAUAGCUGGACGUGGUCUCUGCUUGGGUGCAGGAAUUUGGUUGUGUGGUGCAGACGUUUGUCCUGGGUUUGCCUGCCCCUGGGGAGAGGAGAUGCAAGAUGCUUGCCUUCUAAUGGCCCUGUGCCACCUCUGUUACCCGUGCAAGAAGAAACUUUCCUAGGACCAGGGCUUGGCACAGGGGUGGAGCUCAGUGCUUUUGGCUCUGUGUCCUUGAGACCAGGGCCAGAGCAGGUUGCUUCCUGCUGGGCUUUCCAUGCCCCUUGCGAAUUCCUGCUUGCACGUCCUCGCUCAGUCUUGCUCGUGCUGGAGGUCCCAGGCCAGGUGUCUGGGUCUGCAGGCCCAGACCCUGGCAUGGUACCUGGGGUGGGGAUUAGCUGUUCAAACUGCUGGCAUUUCCUUCUGUGGGAAGCUGAUCUGGCUCGUUCACAGACAGUAAUCGCUCUUCCAGCCUCUUGGUGCAGCAAGCCUGGGCGAGACAGAUUGCGGUCUGGCCCGAGAGCCUUCCUCAUGGACGUGGCUCGCUGGGAAGGGAGUGAGAUGUAGCACGCACAGAACUGUUGGAUGCGCAGAGCUGUUGCCUUCCCCCAGGGGUGGCAGCUGCACCCCCUACACCCACGAUAGAGAAAUGGCCUCGUUUGUGGUGCAGAUGCCCCUUUGGGCAGCCAAUGCCUUAGCUGUUGUGCAGGUCUGGGAAGGAGGCAGCCAGUCUGUUCAGCUUUGCCCAGGAGAUGGCCGAUGCCUGCUGGCUUCUCUCCGGGCAGAGCCCAGCGGGCUCCUUUGACCUCACACGUCAGGCCCCCUCUUGCCGUGCCAAGUCCUGUAUAGCUGAGGGCUCUGCUCGCCCCCGACGGGGACCUGGCUUGUGUUCUGACCUAGUGAAGCCAUAUCCUCUCCUGCGGUGUGACAUUCAGUCUGAUACCAAUAGGUCAUGCAAAAUGGUCUGUAUUUGAAAGGAAUAAAAGGUUUCUAUCCGAA